Messenger RNA from Solenopsis invicta (red fire ant), 3362 nucleotides. It is a transcript of the gene Jupiter, whose product is annotated as microtubule-associated protein Jupiter. The transcript is spliced from 5 exons. The record is from RefSeq and is a predicted model, not a curated record. Bases 502 to 1239 code for a protein of 245 amino acids. Gene Ontology annotation, cellular component: nucleus. NCBI's taxonomy places the organism in Eukaryota, Metazoa, Arthropoda, Insecta, Hymenoptera, Formicidae.
CGAUCGUGCGCAACCAACAGCGGCCGAUCGCCCAAGCGUAGCGCACGCGUCGUGCACGUUCUCUCAUACGUGUCUCUUCUUAUCUCGCGCCGCUCCGACUUUCUCUCUCUCUCUCUCUUUCUUUCUCUCGGCUUUUCGGAGGUGGCGCCUCCACUUCGCGCUCGCGGCGCGCACGUCCUUCUUCCUGCGGGGCCUCAACUCGCGCCCUCUCGCUCGCACCCGCGCUUCGGUCUCUCGCUUCGUCCUCUACUCUCCUCCCUUUUCGCCCCGUGCCCUCGCGCGCGACGACGACGACGCGCCGAACCACACGAACGGAAGAAGCGCGUCAUACGUGACCCAGCUUGACCCGCGUCAUUCGCGUUCGCGCGUGUGCCGGUACGAUUUUCGUUGCGUGUUCCGUGCUUUCCUCGCGUGGACGGUCGCCUGUCGCGCGACAGUUCUCCGCUUCAGUGUGCUUCGAGGUUAGCGAGUGGACGGCGGUUACUUCGGGGGAGAAGAAAGAUGUGGGCCGGUCAGGACGACACGCAGAGAUUCAAGACCAGGGUGUUGAAACCACCUGGUGGCGGCAGCAGCGACAUUUUCGGCGCGGCCCCGGAAGAGACGAGCCCUCGACGCAUCAAGGCUCACAAUCAGUCCCAGCUGGGCUCGGCCCUUUUCGGCGACACCAACGGCGUCGACGGCCCGACUGCUGCGGUGUCGCGCAGCAGCAAGCCUGGUAAUGAUUCAUACAAACGUCUGUUUGGCCCCCCCGAUGCCCCACCCACCCCAAACGCGAGAAAUCACAUGCGCAGCAAUAUUCCCCUCAGCGGGGGAUCGUCGAUUUCGUCAUUAUCGUCAGGCACCGCGACCUCGCCUGCGAAGAGCACGGCCAGCAGCAACUCUACGUCGGGCUUCGCCAACGGCUAUGCCAGCAACGGCAGCAAUUCCUUCAAUGAUAUGACAGCUUUUAGGAGAAAGAAACGAUUUCGAGGAUUGCCGGCGCGCAACCCAGUCACCGGAGAUGGAAUCGAGGUGACGCCCGUGAGGCGCAUCCCACGAAAGUAUCGAGAUGGCAACCCGGUAACCGGAACCGGCUACGCGUCCGAGGUGCAGAAGAACGGACUGGUCAUGCAGAACGGAACCGCCAGCUCGAAUUCCAGCAUCAGCGGCGAGAAGUCGAACGACACGUCACCGGCGUCGGCAAAACCGCCGUCGCGCACCCGCGUCCCGCCCGGUGGCUAUUCAUCCGGACUCUGGUAAAGGGCGACGUCGUCACCGGGGUCGUCUCGUCUCUCCCCCACCGGAGUGAUGCACCCCGAUUAAUUUUUUUUCGGCCCUGUACUCUUUAACCCAUUAAAGCCCGCAGACCCACCUAGAGCCUUCUAAUCGUCGUCCAUAGAACGUUCCGAGCGGAAGUCUAUUUUGCCACUGUAUACUCAAUGGAUAAUACCUUUUCUAUGAUUUUUCUAGAGAUAUUAUACAUAAUAGAGAGAAAGAAAGUGAGAGAGAGAGACGAGAUAAUAUAAAUCGUGGGCUUUAGUGGAUUAACACAUGGUUCUCUUUCGCUUUGUACUAAUUCAAGGAAAUACAUAGAGAGAAGUAAAAGAGUAAACGUGUUCUUAGGCCUCUUGAUUCUCGGUUAACGAUUAACUCUUUCGGUCUUAAGAGAGAACUGUAGGAUUGACUUCGAAUGUAAUACGUGCUGAUAAUCACUUCUUUCAAAAACAUUUAGCGAUGUUUAUUGUCAGGGCCGAAAGGGUUCAGCGAAAGAGCAGACGAAAGUAAUAGUGAAAUCGUGGAUCCCCCAAAUGUUUACAACACAGAAACGAGCAAGGAGUUGCGUUCGAUCAGCAACGGUAAAGAUCGCGUGUCUAAAUUUAUUGAGAUGAGAUUUUCUAAAUUUUCUGAAUUUUAAUCGCGCAUGGGAUUUAUUUUCACACAAAAUUAAUUACGUCGAUCGAGAAACAAAAAGGUCUCCAGAUAUUUAAGCUUCUGACUUCUUCAACGUGGAAGACGGGAACGCGCGCGCAAGAGUGAACAGAUUCCAGGUUUCUUGAACAUAAAUUGCCAGUUCUUCAAUUAGCAACUCCGACACAUGGAUUUUUAUCGCGUAACUGUAUAGAGGUAGGUUAAAGCGAUCAUCGCGCGUAACAUAUUUUCGCGCGCCAGUCGGUGAACGAUUCGCGAGUCGUAAAUUACUAUACGCAAGGAAGCGCGAUUUCCUAUCGGCAACGAUUUACAUGAUAAUGAGCCGUAUGAAGCGGGGGAGAGCAAGUAACUCUCGGUAGAAGCGAAAGCAUUUGUUUUAAAAUGGAAAAAUAAUUAAAAUAUAUGAGACUUGUAAUCUCAAGAGUUAGGCUAAACCUAAGAGGGAAAAGAUGUUUGCUCGAAGUACUUAUUUUGAAAUAUUAGCUGAUCUCGCGGGAAACUCGCUUGUUUCCCGUAUCAAUCAAUAAACUGAUCAUAAAACUGUAAUAUAACAUCAAUGUUAAAAUUACACUGAGAAAAAAAAUUAAGGUAUUAGCAAGCGAAUGUUUCUUAUGACGUUUUCUUCGAUAUUUAUUAAUUAAAUGUGAUUGUGAUGAUGAAAUAGAUUUCUGAAAUAUAUUUUAUUUUUGUGAAAUAUUUAAUUUUUUUUUAUUAGUUCAUUUGUUAGGAAUUUUAUUUCGCAGUAUUUAAAUAUUCAUUUCAUUGAAGUAAACUUAUAUCCUACAUAUAAAUUAUGAAGUAUCUUUCUCUCAGUGUUUCACCAUAUUCAAUUCGUUGAUAUUUGUCAACUUAGAGGCUCCGAUAUUUUCACUCAUGUUUUCUGAAGUGUUUGGCUUUGAUGAAUGAGAGCAUUGUACGUUUAUUCGUGCGAUUCCGAACGAUCUGUCCCGUCGAAUGAUUGCGACAUUUUGCUCGUUUCCAAUGUUGCGCGUCAAUCCAUUUAAUCAAAGAAUUCGCUCCCACCUCGAGGUGAAGGGCAACGAUACAUAUAUUCACGUACACAUAUACUAAGAUCGUAGGACUGCGAUCAUUAUUGUACAAUGCGGCGUUUGAUUAGGAAUGAGAACGGGAAAAAAAAUCGUUGCACCAAUCAAUCCUGCCAAGCGUCGAAGAGAUAUAUAUUGGAAAAAAAUAUCAGAACAUGCAAUUAAUGGGAUAAUUAACACUUUGAAUGGAGUAACCGUGGAUUCAUGGUAAAAAAUGUUAAAAAAAAAAAAAUAGGGAUGAAGCAUUCAAGUCGCGAAUGACUGAACGUGAGAGGAAUGGACUGAAAAGUAGCAGCAGCGCGUUUGACAAUGAAAUUGUGAGAUGGAGACCUCGGAGCUGUACAUUAGAAGUGGCAUGUGUUAUUUCGAGAAAAUAAAAGUGUACCAUAUAUAACCCAUUAAAACCAA